UAUCAUUCUAGUUUAUACUUUAACAUGGUAUCAGAGCCAUCCAUUUCAGUUUAAUUUUCAUAUUUUAUUUUAGUCAUUCAUAUCUCAGUUUGGUUUAUUAGUUUAGUUUACAGCGGGGUUCUUUCUCCAAGAGCUUAUUUCAGUCCAGAAACUUCGGAAUCCUACCAGAUUCUUAAUCCAUAAAAUCAAUUAGCUGCUACUUUCCAGAAAAUCAAUUAGCUGCUACUUUCCAGAAAAUCAAGUAGCUGCUAAUAUUUCAGAAACUCAGUUCAGUUAGCUUUAUAGCCCCAGAUUCUUCAGACCAGAAUUCGAGUCACAUCCAUAGUCAGGAGGUGCGCCUACCUCAGACGACCCAGCAGCUGAAAUCCGACACCGAACUGCCAGGCGAGCGUGCUACACUUUUCUGGCCAGAGAUUUGAUUGGAACUCUUCAACAGGCUCGGCUGAACUCUACCACCAGGUACAAGUUACUUCUCUCUCGUUCUUCCUUUAAAAAAGGGACGAUAGCUGUGGAGGAGAUAUAGUGGUUGGUCGUUACUUCUCGCCCACUUCUCGCUCGCUAGGGUCUGGCAUCGAAGCAUCCGGGACAUACGCACGUUUGUUCCUGGUCUUGCGUCGCUGGGGUGUGGGAUCCGAUGUCUGUUAGUCUGAUCCGAUAUCUGGUACUCCGUAUUACUUUAUUUUGUUGAGGGUCUGGAAUCGGACUUUUGUCCGGAAUCUGGACUCUGAAGUAACAGUCAAAGCCCAAGCCCAAGCAGAUUGGAUCUUUUAUUCUCCAAGGUCAAGUCCACAAACGGGCUGCUGUAAAUUUUCAUUGGAUAUCUCAAUUUUGAACGUAAUUACAUUCUCAUAAAAAAAAAAAUCAAAAAAAAAAAAAGCCAAAAAAAAAAAAAUGUCUCGUACAACAGGUCAGUUUGACAAAGGAGUAAUAUGCAAUUACUGCAAGAAACCCGGACACUUGAUUAAAGAAUGUAGAAAAUUGCUAUUCAAAAAUCAAGGAAAUCAGCUUGCUCAUGUUGCUUCCGCUACCAGUUCCUCUGAUGGAUCAAUUGCUAUUUCUUCAGACGAGUAUGCCAAAUUUAUUUGCUACCAAGAAUCUCUAAAGCAUUCCUUUGUCCCUACCUCGGUAGUUGCUAAUUCAGGUAUUUCAAACACAUGUCUUGUUUCAUCAUCCUCAAAAUGGGUUAUUGACUCAGGUGCCACAGAUCAUAUGACCGGUAAUCCUAGUCUAUUCUCAUCAUUUCAUUCAUAUUUACCUACUUCUAAUGUCACUUUAGCUGACGGGUCUACCUCACCCGUCCUUGGAUCCGGUACUGUUGUCCCAACAUCUACUUUACCAUUAUCACCUGUUUUGAGUCUUCCUAAUUUUGCGUUUAAUCUGCUUUCCAUCAGUAAAAUCACACGUACUCUUAAGUGUUCUGUAACAUUUUUUCCUGGAUAUUGUGUGUUUCAGGAUCUGUUAACGAAGCAGACUAUUGGUAAAGGACAUGAGUCGGCUGGUCUUUAUAUUUUGGAUACAUCAAUAACAAAAGGUAUCUCUUGUCUUGGGGUUGGAACUUUGUUAGAGGCUCAUUACAGACUAGGACACCCAUCUCUCACACUUAUGAAACAGAUAUAUCCUCAGUUUAAUAAGGUGUCAUCUAUACAAUGUGAGUCAUGUGAAUUUGCAAAACAUCAUCGCACUACUUUAAGUCCCCGACUUAAUAAACGAGCCAAUGCUCCGUUUGAUCUUGUCCAUACUGAUGUUUGGGGGGCAUGUCCGGUUGUGUCCAAAUCUGGUUUCAAAUAUUUUGUUACUUUUGUUGACGAUUAUUCUCGUAUGACAUGGUUAUAUUUUAUGAAGCGUCGAUCUGAGUUAUUUACUCAUUUCUCUGCAUUUUGUGCAGAAAUUAAAACUCAAUUUAAUGUUCCUGUUCGUGUGUUAAGGGGAGACAAUGCCCAAGAAUAUCUAUCCGCUCCAUUUAAAUCUUUUAUGCUUCAACAUGGCAUUAUUCAUCAAACUUCAUGCGUAGACACACCUCCUCAAAAUGGAGUUGCUGAAAGAAAGAAUCGACAUCUGUUAGAAACUGCAAGGGCUCUUCUAUUCCAAAUGAAUGUGCCUAAACAGUUUUGGGCUGAUGCUGUGUCUACUUCAUGUUUUUUGAUCAAUCGUAUGCCAUCUUCUGUUUUGGAUGGUAAAACUCCUUAUCAAUGCCUUUUUCCAAAUAAAGAACUUUUUCCCAUUCCACCUAAAAUCUUUGGUUGCACUUGUUUUGUUAGAAAUGUUAACCCUCAUCGCACGAAGUUGGAUCCCAAAUCAUUGAAAUGUAUUUUCUUAGGUUAUUCUCGAGUUCAAAAGGGGUAUAGAUGUUUUUGUCCGAGUACAGGUCGAUAUCUUGUUUCUAUUGAUGUCUCAUUUCAUGAAAAUACACCUUGGUCAUCAUCCAAGACAGAUAUUCAUGAGGACAACGAUGAAAUACUCAUUUACACGGUUACUAUACCUGAGACUACCCCUUCAGUAACUAUACCGAAUGUUCCUAUUCCUGACCCCAGACCUCCAGUACACUUGGUUUACACCCGUCGACACAAAGCACCAGAUCACCAUCCACCUGUGACACCUGUGAUUACUUAUCCUAAUACUAGUCCGGCUUCGAUCUCAUGUCCUGAACCAGUACCUGCAUCUUCAGAUCUUGUCUCUACAUCAGAUCUUGACCUCCCGAUAGCACUACGUAAAGGUACACGGUCUUGUACUCAUCCUAUUUCUUCAUUUGUGUCAUAUAGUCAGUUAUCCUCUGCCUCAUGUUCUUUUAUUGCUUCCAUUGAUUCUAUUUCUGUUCCCAAAUCUGUUAAAGAAGCUUUGUCUCAUCCUGAAUGGCGUCAUGCCAUGGUAGAGGAAAUGAAUGCUUUGGAUCUUAAUGGUACUUGGGAUUUGGUAGACUUGCCUACAGGGAAGAAGUCUAUUGGAUGUAAGUGGGUCUUUGCUGUUAAGGUUAACCCAGAUGGAUCUGUUGCUCGAUUGAAAGCUCGAUUAGUUGCGAAGGGUUAUGCUCAAACCUAUGGUGUUGACUAUUCUGACACUUUUUCUCCUGUUGCUAAAUUAACAUCUGUCAGGUUACUUAUUUCACUUGCUGCAACUCAUGGUUGGCACUUACAUCAGUUAGACAUUAAAAAUGCAUUCUUGCAUGGUGACCUUCAGGAGGAAGUUUAUAUUGAGCAACCUCCGGGGUUUGUUGCUCAGGGGGAGUAUGGGAAAGUUUGUCAACUUCGCAAGUCUCUUUAUGGUCUGAAACAAAGUCCCCGUGCAUGGUUUGGGAAAUUCAGUCAAUCCAUUGAAAGGUUUGGAAUGAUAAAAGGACAAUCAGAUCACUCCGUCUUUUACAGACAAACGAAAGCAGGUAUCACAUUGCUUGUGGUGUAUGUUGAUGAUAUUGUGAUUACAGGGAGUGAUAAUGCAGGUAUUUUGGCCCUUAAGAAUUUUCUGCAUAGUCAAUUCCAGACGAAAGAUCUUGGCUCAUUGAAAUAUUUUUUGGGAAUUGAGGUAACACGAAGUAAGAAAGGCAUACUUCUAUCUCAACGUAAAUAUGUACUUGACUUACUAGCCGAGACAGGGAAAUUAGGGGCAAAACCAAGUACAACACCCAUGGUUCCCAACGUGCAACUCACUCAAGAAGGCACACCAUUUGAAGACCCAGAAAGAUAUAGAAGAUUGGUUGGAAAGCUUAAUUAUCUCGCAGUCACUCGUCCAGAUAUUGCAUAUUCUGUGAGUGUAGUGAGUCAAUACAUGUCAUCUCCAACCAUUGAUCAUUGGGCUGCUGUAGAACACAUAUUAUGUUACUUAAAGGGUGCACCAGGACGAGGUAUUGUUUACCAAAACCAUGACCACAUGAGAAUAGAAUGUUUUGCAGAUGCUGAUUGGGCCGGUUCUAAAGAUGAUCGAAGAUCUACAUCUGGUUAUUGCGUCUUUGUUGGUGGUAAUCUUGUAUCUUGGAAGAGUAAGAAACAGAAUGUGGUUUCUCGUUCGAGUGCUGAAUCAGAAUAUCGAGCUAUGGCACAAUCUGCAUGUGAGAUCAUAUGGAUAAGCCAUUUAUUGACUGAGCUCGGAUUGAAGACAUCAAUGCCUGCUAAAUUGUGGUGUGAUAACCAAGCUGCUAUACACAUAGCAAACAAUCCUGUAUUUCAUGAGAGAACAAAGCAUAUUGAAGUUGAUUGUCAUUUUAUUCGAGAGAAGAUACAAAAAGGUUUGAUCUCUACCGGUUAUGUGAAGACUGGAGAACAACUUGGAGAUUUAUUCACUAAAGCUCUAAAUGGGAUUCGCGUUGAGUACUUAUGUAACAAGUUGGGCAUGAUAAAUAUCUAUGCUCCAACUUGAGGGGGAGUGUGAAAGAAUUAAUGUAUAUAAGAAUAUGCUUUAGGAAUAUACUCUAGACAUUAUUAUUGUAUAGCAUCUUAUGUAGGAAUAUUCCUUCUUUGUAACCUAUAUAUAGGGCCUUAACCCUCUCAUAUUA
Cuscuta epithymum is the source of this 4483-nucleotide messenger RNA. The record is from the annotation of a GenBank genome assembly. Lineage: Eukaryota; Viridiplantae; Streptophyta; Magnoliopsida; Solanales; Convolvulaceae.